AUGUCUCAUGACCGCCGUCAUCGUGCAUCCAAUCGUCACGCACGGACGAGCUGCUGCUGCUGCUGCUGCCGCUGGACGACCCGAUACCUGGCUGUGAUAAUCACCGAGGCCCGUCGCGCCCACACACGCGGGACACACGUCGCGACGACCGCCGAGAUGACAGUGCCGAGAUAGAAUUGUGUGCCGACAGGCACAACAACAGUCCCGAGAUUCCACGGAGCGGAUUAUAUACUGGGGGAGAACCAUGGCUUUCCCACCAUUAGUCAGCUCCACGCCACCGCCCUUGGACAAUUUUGGAGAGUCCGACGAGGAUGAAUUCGGAGAUUUUGCUGGUGGAAUAGACGGUCUGUCUAUUUCAUCGGAGUCCCCGCAGAAACUCAUUACUCCGAUGCAAACACCAACAGCAUCGCAGAAUGCGUCUCCUAGAGUAAACGGUAUUAGCGAGUCACCAGUAUUGGGCAAUCGCCCCAAGAUAAGCGACGCCUCGAAACGCGGCGUCGUCGACGAUCUGUUGAUCGUCGAGAGGGCGGAGAACAAUGUGAGCCACGUAAGAUUGAAGGCUAGAGCGGACGAUAGUAACGUAUUGGAGAAUAAUUUCGAGGACGCUAGUGUAACGGAACACAAUGUAUUAGAUUCACCUAGGAAUGGCGAGUCGCGUAAUAGCGUCGAGACUAGUAAUAGCGUUGAUCACGUUUGUACUCAGAAUGUUUUAGCUAAGGAGAAUUUUGUUGAUACGGAUGUAAUUAGUAGCAACAACAGUAGUUUAGCCGAUAGCGUAAAGACGGUCAGCGAGCAGGAGGGAUCGUCGAACGGCGGUCUCGAGGCGAACGACGAGGUCGAGCCCGUGAGUCUGGACUUGGAGGAUCCCACGAGCACGCCGGACAUUCUGCAGCAGCUGGACGACGAUUUUUACAAUUACGAGCAGUAUGAGGACACCGCCGAGUGGGACGACGCUGUCUGCGACAAGGAGACGGGUGUGACGGUCCUGCAGACGGGCUACUUGGACGACAAGCCUAAUUCCGCGGACGCGACGGAGUGCAACGUGGCGGAUGACGUCGUCGGAGAAACUUACCCGCCGUACGGCGAGAACGAGUCCUGUGUCCGCGAUACGAACGACAAAUCUGUCUUCGUCCACGACGAGAGGACAAUUUCCAGUUUUGUUACCUCGCAAGAACUCAACGUAGACGGUAGCAACGUUUUUAGAGAAUCGGACUGUGAAUUCAGUAUUCAGCCGCAGUAUAUAGAGAUGUACGAUGUAGUGUCCAACGACGAGACGUCGAGUAGAACCGUAAACGAUUCGUUCAAUUUUGAUUUCACUUUCGACGACGACGACGACGUCGACGAUGACGACGACGACGACGACGAUGCUGUGAGAGAGGAAUCAAACUUACAUCAUACAUCCGUACAUAUGGAAGACAUUCACCCCCGCGACUCUAGUAGAAAGAUCGACGCGGGUACUUUUCGUAAUAAUAAUUUCUGCGAUGUAAAAACUACCGUACAAUCAAAAGAGAGCGAGUAUGUAGCCGUAGGGACGAAAAAUCAAACUGUUCAAGAGGUAGGCGAGGAGGUGAGAAACGGGGCGCGUGAGGAGACUCCCGCACGCGGGGAAGUGGAGCCGAGCGACGUGGAGGCGCGCGAACGAUACAUUCCGGAAAACGGUCUUGACGCACACGAUCUCGAUAACUCCGACUUCACGGAGUUCAUGGAGCAUAGAGAUUUCGACGAAGAUGCGUCGGAGCUGACGAAUAACUGCAAUUCGAUGUCCAAUAGUGGUGCACGCGAGACAGUACAAACUCACGGUUCACACAGAUCCCCAUCCGGCGCAUCUUGUAUACAAAAGUUUUCACCGACCGAAGGAGCUUCACUGCCAUCUUCUACCAAUACAUCCCUCGACUGCUUAAAGGAUAAAGCCAAUAUUACGAGUGCCGCGGGCGAGGACGAAUGUGCCACAUACGAGAGCGAAAAUUCUGUAGUAUACUUUAGCGACGGUGAAUUUUAUGACUUUCCUUUACGGACGAUCGAGCCGGCGGCGGCGGCGGCGGCGGCCAAAGCAUGGGAGGACAGCAGCGGCGCCGGAUUCGAAAGCGCGGACAACGAGAACGACGAUUUCGGCGAUUUCGCUAAUUUUUCGAGCACGACGGCGGAGUGGAAGUCUGACGACGCUGGAGAACUGAAGGUGCCUGAGGACGAUGACGGCGACGGCGACGACGACGACGACGACGAUUUUGGAGACUUUAGUAAUUUCGAAACGCCAACGGAUGUAGUAGAGACACAGCAGUUUAGUUUAAAAGAGUCUAUAUGUCGGAUAGAGAACAAGAAUGCCGCGAAUAAAAUAGAAGAUAUAAUAACGAGCAUGUUCUCGGUGCUUUCGGAACAUCACGAGGUCGAGAUAAAAGCCUUAAUAGAUAAAGCGGAUAAAGUUUGGCAGAGUGUGAAGAACUUGGAGGAAACCAAUGCCCUUACUUACCAAUGGGCGAACAGUAGCAGUAACAACGUCCUUUUGAAUGCCCUUGGCAUCGAUUCUCGGAACAUUCUAUUCGGACCGAGGUGGAACCCGAAUAUACCGAGAUUCGCUGCAAAUCUCGGUUUUACUCCGUUAGAGCCAAUUAAAGCUACUGCUGAGCCUCAGCAGCCAUCUGCAGCCAGUACCAGCAAGACACAAGGCGCCGCAGCUUGUUCAGAUGAAGUACCUGCCGCCCAAUUUGAUUGGAAUAGUUCUGGCCUUGUGAAUCCUCUAGAUGCUAGUGGUGGUGGGUUAUCCGCUCUUCUGCCUCUGGAUCUGUUGUGUCCGUUUGACCCUCUACUAACACCUCAUUGCUCCACACAUUCCGAAUCCUAUCAUCAGUCAUCUUGCUCAACGAACUCCGUUUAUUACUAUCCAUCGGAAGAACCAAGUAGUCAGUUCGUGAAAUCGCAGAACUUAGCCGAUCUUAGCAGUUCACUGAGACAGCAGAAGACGUCCAAGAUAAUAGAACCAUUGCCAGGACCCUGCGCAGCGGAAUGGAAGAAGAGGGCCGAGCAGGAUUUCGGGAUUAAGCAGAAGAGUAGCUCGUCGCAUCGAGCGCUGAGAAACGUCCCCCUAGCCAACAAUAAGUCGUUUCCAACGAGCAAUAGUACCUCCAGGGUACACGAGUAUCACAGGAGGACGUCGGCGGGUAAGAAGGAGAACGCGCAGGGUGCGGAGCACGUGGUGAUGGACCGAUACGGGCGACCGAUGACCGUGCAGGCCGAGACCGUGAGAGUUCUGAAUCAGUUGCCGGACCUGUCGUUCCUGAACGCGCGAACUCUGCUGUUCAAUCGCGAGCAGCGGCAGAUCGUGCCGGAUCUGGGCGCCGUGAUAAAUCGGAAGAUGCCCGGCUGAGUAACAUCGGUCUGAAUGCGAGUUUGAAAGGGCAAAACGCGAGUGGAAACUUCCCAGGGAACCUGCUGUUGCGAAAGCUGGAUGUUUCUGAUGUGACCCAUACAAUCAAAAAAAAAAAAAGAAAAAAAACGUACUUCUGCUACCUUUCAAACCUGUGUUCAGACCAACCUUCAAUCCUCAACCUUGACUCUUCCACGACGUCCAGGAAAGGAUACACGAGACGCCACGUACAUACGGAAAGACACACACUGUCCUAUAUCAAAUCUAAUCUGCUUGCGGCACCGAGUAAAUGCACUUCGUGACAUUCCGUAUCGUUGUUUUGUGAUUUUUAUAUAAUGCCACUAGUAUUGUUACUGAAUCCUUCAAAGUCUUUACUUUGUUGCGCAAUUAAUGCGGUUUGAUGUUGUUUCGGAAAUGCUGGCACGUAAGUUUAUUUUGUUAACUAAACAGUUAUGUGUAAUCUUUAUUGAAGAUACGGCAGGCUUUACUGUCGUCUCGUUAAUUAUAUAGAUGUAAGAAUUCACACACACACACACACACACACACACACUCACACAUAUUCGGCCAUAUUCUAGUCUACAGUUCUUAAUCGAUAAGUUUUGUGUAUUAUAACGUUAGAAGAGAUUCGUUAUAACAUUAGAAGAUGUAUAUUUUCGACGGCAAUUGUUGAGCAGCAGCCAGAGUAUUACGUAUACUCGUUUGUAUCGUAUUUCAGAAAUUUACCUACUAACAUUCUGGAACUACUUUUAGACGAGAGCAAACCUGAAUAUAUUUCACCUUAUACAAGAGACCGCGGCUACUUUGUACGACGUUCAUGUGUUGCAAUUUCCAGCAAUCAUAAAUAUUCCCAGUCAUAUAGAAGGAACACACAACACACUCUUAACUACCCAGAAUUAAAAAGAAAACUAUGUACUAAUUGUAAGUCAAUUAUCGUAGAUUGACGAGAUUGAUAUCUGUAAUGAAAUCGUCGAGUGAUACGUUUAUCAAAUUCGCUUGAUGCUUUUAUUGCACAUUUUGAAUUUCUACUGUGAAACGUGAUGUACUUAAUUGUGUAAAUCUCGGCAUUUGCAUAUGGAUUAUUAGAGCGAAAAAAAACGAUAAAUACUAUUAUCAUUAUCCGUUAUUUAUUAAUGAUAAUAUUGUAAUAUAUAUUUUAUGUAAAAUAUUGUGGAUAACAUUAACACAUAGGCAAUCUUUGAUGAUCGAA
Messenger RNA from Wasmannia auropunctata (little fire ant), 4568 nucleotides. RefSeq lists its product as uncharacterized. Gene Ontology annotation, biological process: intracellular transport. Gene Ontology annotation, cellular component: trans-Golgi network membrane; AP-1 adaptor complex. NCBI's taxonomy places the organism in Eukaryota, Metazoa, Arthropoda, Insecta, Hymenoptera, Formicidae. The record is from RefSeq and is a predicted model, not a curated record. Bases 245 to 3361 code for a protein of 1038 amino acids. Gene Ontology annotation, molecular function: clathrin binding. The transcript has 8 exons.